Hypoxylon trugodes is the source of this 3492-nucleotide messenger RNA. RefSeq names its product Arginase/deacetylase. Gene Ontology annotation, cellular component: nucleus. The transcript is spliced from 2 exons. Gene Ontology annotation, molecular function: histone deacetylase activity. The coding region runs from base 1 to 3492 and encodes 1163 amino acids. Lineage: Eukaryota; Fungi; Ascomycota; Sordariomycetes; Xylariales; Hypoxylaceae. The record is from RefSeq and is a predicted model, not a curated record.
AUGGAUUUCCCUGGGCGCAUUCAAGCUCAGUCAAGGCUGGAAGACUCGACAAGAACCUCUAACGAAGAUCGCGAACUACUACGCUCCUUAAACAAAUUGAAUCUUUCCACUUCCCCUUCCAAUUCUUCAACCUCUCGUCUGUCUACUUCCCCUAAUUCAAAUGCGCCAAAAUUUCCAGGGGCAAGACUGUCUUCUGGUUCCCCUAGGACUGGAACACCCCCUCGAACUCUUGCUCACCGAUCUAGUGCGAAUGGACUAAAUGCGCAGUCUCGGUCCGCAACACCUACGUUGCUACGAAAGACUUCAAUGAAUUCUUUACACUCCUCUAGUGGAGUCACACCGAGUCGUGCCCCCUCCCGCCGAGGAAGCUCCACUCACUUGUUGUCGCCUUCUGGUUCUAGGUCGCCGUUGAAUGGCUCAAUGCAGGGAAUGGAAGAAUUUAAGGAAAAACCCGCUCCCACUGCUGCCUCAGUGGCAAGCACAUACAUGCAAAAUGAGCUUGAAUUGCUCCACGGAGACGAAGCAGAGCAUCACUCAGAGACGAUAGUUAUUUUAAACGAUGCUUGCUACGGACACCGUUACUCAAGACAACGCGCAACUAAGGCCGACUUGGCCAGUAUCGUCGAACGUCCCGAAAGAAUCCAAGCUAGCGUGCUUGGUCUAUCAAUGGCAUAUGUACGAUUGGGAGAACGACAUUGCGAUGGGAAAUACCCAAUCCACCCUCGACUCGAUCCCAAAUCGCUUCCCAACAUCCCCUUCCGUAUCCACAAGACCAAUCGCGCUGUAGCUCUGGACUCUGCAGCUGUGACCAAUGUUCAUGGAAACAAAUGGAUGGAAGAACUUAAGAUUAUGUGUGACUCUGCCGAAGCGAAGCUUGCCCUUAAUAACAACGAGUUGCAGCGACCCAAUACGAGUAAAAGCCAGCAUGGGGGCUCGCCUAAAGAGCUUCAUAAGGGGGAUCUCUAUUUGUGCGCGGAAUCUCUGAAUGCUUUUGAAGGAGCACUUGGCGCUGUUUGUGAAGCUGUUGAUCAAGUCUUCUCUGCUUCGUCUCACAAUCGUGCCUUUGUCGCUGUACGUCCUCCUGGUCAUCAUUGCUCUGCGUCGUACCCCUCUGGCUUCUGCUGGGUCAACAAUGUCCAAGUGGGCAUUAUGCAUGGCUUUCUGAACCAUGGAUUAACGCACGCCGCUAUCAUUGACUUCGACUUGCAUCACGGAGACGGAUCUCAGGCUAUCGCAUGGGAUCAUAACAAGCGUAGCCACACAGCAGCCAAGAACUCAUCGGCUUGGAAAAGAACUGCCAUUGGAUAUUUCAGUUUGCACGAUAUCAACUCCUUCCCCUGCGAGUACGGCGACGAAGACAAAGUCAGGAACGCUAGUGUAUGUGUGGAUAACGCCCAUGGACAAUCUAUUUGGAAUAUCCACUUGCAGGAGUGGAAAUCAGAUGUUGAAUUCUGGAAACUGUACCAGUCUAAAUACACGAUUCUUUUGGAGAAGGCCCGGUGCUUCCUACGAACACAGACUGAACGAUAUCGCGGUUUAGGUCAGGUGCCUAAAGCCGCAAUCUUUCUGUCCGCCGGUUUCGAUGCCAGUGAGUGGGAAAGCGGAGGAAUGCAACGUCAUAAAGUGAACGUUCCGACCGAAUUCUAUGCUCGCCUUACUCGAGAUGUUGUUAGAAUCGCAUCCGAGGAAGGGCUAGGCGUCGAUGGCCGGGUCAUCAGCGUUCUUGAGGGCGGCUAUAGUGAUCGAGCUUUAUGCUCAGGCGUUCUCAGUCAUCUGAGUGGCCUAGCUGGUAACGAACCCCUACUGCCCAAAGAAGAAACUCCUAGUGGACUCGGUUAUGAGAUGGGCAAUAGAAUUGGAUCAUUCAGCAGACGAAAUACCUUGACGGAGAACGAGAUGAAAUUGAAGGUGCCAGGAUUUCCGUAUGACCCAACUUGGUGGUCAGCUUCCGAACUUGAUCGACUCGAUGCCGCUAUGACCGCACCUUUCGAGCAGCCUAAGAAGGCUCGGACUUUCACACCUGGUAAUUAUUCUUCCCCAACCCAAGCAUCGAGCGCGAAGGCAGUAGAUCCCACAAAAGUACGACGGAGUGUGUCCGGACUUGCAUCUCAGAUGCCAAUUUCCCGACCUCCGAGUCCCCCCCCUCCUGAUGUGCCUUGGACAGCAGCAGCUCACGAGUUAAGCAAGUUGCUUAUACCAAGUCAUCGUCAAAUCGACAGUUGUAGGGUUGAGGAGCUUAACGCCGUGGCAGCCAAAGCUAGACGAGAGCGACAAUCUCUUGCGCAGAGCUCAAAUAGUGACGAGACAAUGCCUCCUCCGACUGCCCCUGGUGUGAGAAAGUCGUUGCGAGAGAGAAAACCAGUUAGCUAUGUUGACGACGACCCCAAAUCACGUAGGAGAACAGUUGGAGGCUCGACGGUUCUCGCUACGGAAAAGGCACUUGCCCGCGGCAUCCCCACACAAAACGGAUCGACUCAGCAUCACGGCGGAGUGUCUCUACUUACAGCUAAUGACGCAGUUGGCGGUAUACCGCGACCUAGUACCGCGCAAAGUAUACGACCUGAAUCGUCUAUGAGCGUGCGAACACAGGCAUCCACAAUAAAUGUUAAAAAGACUCGACCGGCGGCGCCUGUUAGGAAAGAGAGCACACGGGCCCCCAGGAAACCAAGAACUGUUUCCUCUAAGACUGAGGGUGUUUCUCUGCCGUUAAAGAAGGAACAUUCGGUAGGAUCAUCUGGAGAGUCGACCGGGCCAGCAUCAGAUCCGGCGAGCGAAUUAGAAAAGAUAACGAACGGAAUGAAGAAAAUCAAGAUUAAUGUUCUGACCAAAGAGAAGAAAGAAGCUAGGCAAAAGGCCGAGGCUGAAAGAAAGGCAGCGGAGCAACAAGAUCUUAAUCAGGAAAUGAGGGCAGUAGGAGGUGCCCCCGUUUCUAUUCCCCUUCUUGAGAACGACCCUAUUGUAGAGGCUGCAAAUGGGAAUGAAUCAGGCGCUAUGCUUCCUCCGCCACCUCGUACCACGCAAUACAACCGGGGCAAAAGCUUGUCGCCCCGACGCGACAUUCGACCAUUUAGUCCAACAAACGUACCGACUAUUCUUACGCCGACAGAACCCAACGAGAUGCCUUUCCCCGCAAAUUCCCCGCUUAGACCUCGUCCAGAAGCUGAGGAUAUCUUCGUACCAUAUCAACCUGAUGGACCGACACCAAGCACUCUACCGAUCUCUGGUCCGGUCCAAAUCCUCGAGCCCAACACCGACACACCAGUUCAACAGGGUAAGACCCAGUUUCACGCGUACGGUGCUUCAUCAGUGCCCGCGAGUCCAGCUCGAAGGGGGGGACACGGGUUCACUCCUACAUCAAACAUUCCUUUUGCGGCGCGACGCGCACCUGAUAGUUGGUUGAUGUCAAAAGACAACGUUCCGGCACCUAAGCAAAAGACUGAGGGCGCGGAUCAAGGCGUUUGGGAAAUACCCGAGACACCCCAACACCAUUAG